AUCCGUCAUGCACGCAGACUUUUCUGCUUUCCCUUCUCUCUCCGUCUCUCCUCUUCUCGCUCUCUCUCUUUCCUUGUUGAGAUCCAACUGAGAUCCAGAGCAAAGGAAGAGAGGAGGAAGAAAAGGGCAGCUGGGGGCACGAGAAUGGGGUGCCCUGUGAUCGUUCACGAUAUGCUUAAGCAGCCACUCUGGUUUAGUGUGCUGGUUGCUAUUGGUUCUCUUCUGGUUUUGAAGAAUCUGAUUUAUGCUGCGAAUUGGGUGUGGAUCACUUUCCUGAGACCUGGAAAGAACCUUAAGAAGUAUGGCUCGUGGGCUGUGAUAACCGGCUGCACUGAUGGUAUAGGCAAGGCCUUCGCGUUCCAGCUUGCUAGGAAAGGCCUCAACGUGGUGCUCGUCGGCCGGAACCCGGAGAAACUCGAGGAGGUCUCCGGCGGGUUGAAGUCCAAGUACCCCAAGGUGGAAGUCAGGACUGCCGUUGUCGAUUUCGCUGGUGACCUCCACGAAGGCAUUAAGAGAAUGGAGAAGGAGAUUGAUGGUUUGGAUGUUGGGAUUUUGAUCAACAACGCAGGUGUCUCGUAUCCGUAUGCCAGAUUUUACCACGAGGUUGAUCCCCAGUUGUUGAACAAUCUGAUCAAGGUCAACGUGGAAGGAACCAGCAAGGUCACUCAGGCCGUGUUGCCGGUGAUGCUGAAGAAAAAGAAGGGAGCGAUUGUCAAUAUUGGUUCCGGCGCUUCCAUUGUCAUCCCUUCGGAUCCCCUCUACUCUGUAUAUGCUGCCACAAAGGCCUACGUUGAUCAGCUGUCAAGGUGCCUAUAUGUCGAAUACAAGGGUAGCGGGAUAGACGUGCAGUGCCAGGUUCCACUAUAUGUAGCUACCAAAAUGGCAUCCAUCAGAAAGUCUUCACUGCUUGUACCAUCUGCUGAUACUUAUGCUCGGUCUGCCUUGCGUUGGGUUGGCUAUGAACCACGGUGUACACCCUAUUGGCCGCAUUCUGUUCUAUGGCUUCUGGCAAGCUUACUGCCUGAAUCUGCCAUUGAUGCAUGGCGUCUGAAGUUCUGCCUUGCCAUCCGUAAGAGAGGUCAGGCUAAAGAUUCAAGGAAGAAGGAAUAAGCUUUCAGGUCUAUUUGAUCAUUGAAUCACACAUGAGAUGGGCUCUGAAGCUCAUCAAUCUCUUGGGCUUUUUCACAGACAAAUUUAUAAAUAUGCGGGAAAGAUCAAUGUAUUUUGCUUUUCAGUUGUGACUUUCAGUAACUUGAGUUCUUUUGGACAUUUCCUGUUGUUCUAAUACUUCUGUAACUCAAGGGACCAAAUUGUACUUGCUUGUACUAGCUGGGUUAGUGAAAGUAGUUUUUCCUUUC
Molecule: messenger RNA, 1358 nt
Organism: Nymphaea colorata (pocket water lily)
Lineage: Eukaryota; Viridiplantae; Streptophyta; Magnoliopsida; Nymphaeales; Nymphaeaceae
Product: very-long-chain 3-oxoacyl-CoA reductase 1-like
Exons: 3
Coding region: 145-1110 (321 amino acids)
Cellular component (GO): endoplasmic reticulum
Molecular function (GO): ketoreductase activity
Source: RefSeq, a predicted model, not a curated record